This is a messenger RNA of Miscanthus lutarioriparius, 495 nucleotides long. NCBI's taxonomy places the organism in Eukaryota, Viridiplantae, Streptophyta, Magnoliopsida, Poales, Poaceae. The record is from the annotation of a GenBank genome assembly.
AUGGACGAUGGCGCGUGUCUACUCGGAGGCGGCAAGCCGGCAUCAGCCGGCGGCGGCGCAGCGUUGGACGGCCGCGGCAGCGGGGUAGUGGCAGUGCGGCGGGCGGCGGCAUGGGGAGGGGAAGGGCAGCGGCGCGAGGACAGUUCUUCGGCCUCCAAUCCCAUCGCCGCCGGCUUCACCGCGGCGGCCACGUUGUCCGGCCGGCGUGGCGCCCUUCCUCCGCGCGGGCCCGGCGGAUUGGAGGGGCUGGACCUGAACUGCCUGCCCCCCGACCUCGACUACGGGACGGCAUUUGGUCAGCUGCUUCGUUCUUCGUCGGUCGGCGCGGUUGGGGACGCAGAGGCCGCCCUUGUCCCUGGAGGCGUCCGCGGGUCGUGGCUCCGCGGCGACCCGCACCAGGUCGCUCGGCGCUCCUGCUGGCACGGCGGCAAGGCUGUACCGCGCUCUUCGGCCUGCAGGAGCGUCUACCAGAAAGGUUACCACAGCUCCCGGUAG